Messenger RNA from Lethenteron reissneri (Far Eastern brook lamprey), 2686 nucleotides. RefSeq names its product E3 ubiquitin/ISG15 ligase TRIM25-like. The record is from RefSeq and is a predicted model, not a curated record. NCBI's taxonomy places the organism in Eukaryota, Metazoa, Chordata, Hyperoartia, Petromyzontiformes, Petromyzontidae. Gene Ontology annotation, molecular function: zinc ion binding; protein binding.
AUUUAAAAAUUAACCCGUAAAAACAAAGUUUUUCACUAUAAAUCCUUUAUAUGCGUGGCGGCUAAAGUCCUCUCGUCCUCUGGCUUGAGAUGGCUGCCACCUAUGGGUCAGAUGAUUGCCUGCCACCAUUAAGCAAUUGGUCAUUAAAUAUAAUUAAUUUUUUUCCCUAAAAAGUGUAAAAUUUUGGGAAAAUUUUUUUACGAAAAUCAAUUGUCACGCACAACGAGUCUGUGUGCAAAACGUCAGCUCGAUUGGAUCACGGGAAGUGGGUUAAAAAACGACCGAAAGAUUUGCACGGUCCUAAGCAAGCAAGCAAGCGAGCGAACUUAAUAUAAAGGAUUUAAAAAAACACUCACCCCGCUCCAAAACGCACUCGACCCCACCAGGCGUAGAGCGAGCGACCGUCCAAACGAUGCUGGAAUCCGGCAACAUGGAGGAGCGCGACUUCACAUGCCCCGUGUGCCUGGAGCUUUUCGUCGACCCCGUGACCCUCAACUGCGGCCACACCUUCUGCUCGGCCUGCAUCGAGCGCCACUGGGGCACGGAAUCGGCGGCACGUGGCGGCUUCACGUGCCCCGAGUGUCGUCAAACCUACCCCGCCAAACCCGAGUUGCGCAAGAGCAUCCUCGUGGCAAACCUCGUGGCUCAGAUGCGCAGGCCGCGUGAUCACACCCACAACCCCCGCUGUGACGCGGAGGCGUGGCUCUAUGACGGAGGCGUCGCCGUGGCGACGGGGUCGGUGGGCGUGGUCCCGUGCGGCUGUUGCCCGGGUGGGGCUCGCCCGGCCGUCAAGAGUUGCGCUCACUGCGAGAUGUCCUUCUGCGAGAUGCACCUGGCGCCUCACCGGCAGGUGCCCCACCUGAAGGCGCACGAGCUGGUGCCCCCCAUUGGGGGGCUGGGCAUGCGCGAGUGCAGGGAGCACGGGCGCCGCGUGGAGCUCUUCUGCCGCAGCGACUCACAGCUGCUGUGCGGCGCCGCCUGCGCCACCCUGCACAGCCAGCACGAGCUGGUGCCCGUCCACCAGGAGCACGCCCACAGACUGGAUCAGCUGGGCUCGUUCAAGGAGACGCUGCUGACACGCGAGACGUGGAUGGCUUCGUACGUGGAUGGUGCGGGGCGCUCAUCAGACGCACUGAAGCUGUGUGCGGAGGAGACCCGCUCGCGCCUGCUCAGCAAGUACGACGAGCUGAUGCGGGCCUUGUCGGAGGAGCGCGACGAGGCCUUGCGGUCCGCGGGCCGCGAGCGGGACGACGGCCUGGCCCAGGUGGCCGGUGGCCUCGCGCGGUGCGAGGUGGCGCUGGGAGGGGUGCGCGCGGCGCUGGCGGCCGUCGCUCGACUCGAGGGCACGCAGGGACACGCCGCUUUCCUGGCGAAGUGCACUCAAGAAUGGCAGAGCAUAGCGGCGCUUGUGGCCACGCCGGUGGAGCCCGCCCCUGUCCCGAGCCUCUCGCUGGUGACGGUGGCGCCGCUGGAACGACGUCUGGACGAGAUGCUCGCCACCUGCAAAGCCUCCCGCGUGACUGCUGCUGCUUCCGCUCCUCCGGCUGCUUCCGCUGCUGCUGCUACUGCUGCUGCUACUGCUGCUUCCGCUCCUCCGGCUGCUACUGCUACUGCUGCUGCUACUGCUGCUGCUACUGCUGCUACUUCGUUGCGGCCUUGCGUGGCGGCUCGGCCAUCGACGGCCUCAGGAGCGGCCGUGCAGCAGCCGCAUCAUCAUCCCCACUCCUCCUCCUCUUCCUCCACCUCUUCGACGAUCACAGAAGAACUCAAUCGGCUGAUGAUGGGCCGUGUCACUCCGCCACUGCGUCCGGCUCCGACUGCACCGUCGUCGUCGUCCGGUCCCCGACAACCGAGGAGCUUCCCGGUCGCGCCUUCGACGCCGGGCAAGGCCCCGCCACCACCGUCGAAAGGGAGGCGGCUGCCUUCUCCGCAGCUCGCGACGGCGCCCGACGAAGACUACGUGAUUCCGCUGGAGUUCCCCGAUCGGUCUCUACCGCCGCCGCCGCCGCUGCUGCCCAGAGUCGCGGUCGGGCAGAUCCAGCGCCCGCGACUCCCAGUUCCGGCGAAGCCGCAGCAGCCGCAGCAGCAGCAGCAGGCGCAAGAUCUGCAGCUGCGGCUGCUGCAACAGCUGCAGCGGGAGGGGGUCGCGCCCGCCUUCGAUGUCGCCAAACCCCCCAGCAGGGACGACCUCAUUAACAACUACGGCUUCUCGCCCACGCUGAACCCCAACUCGGCGUCUCCACGCCUCCAGCUGUCGCGCGACCUCCGCUCGGCCAAGCGCGUCGCCUACCCACAGCAGCUGGCACCGCACGCAGAACGCUUCGACGGCUGCCCGCAGGUCCUCGCCGCCGAGAGCCAAUUCUCGGGCCAACGCUACUGGGAGGUCAAGGUGGAGUGGGCACGCUGGUGCACAGUCGGUGUCGCGUACGGCAGCGCUCCGAGGAAGGGCCCGAGCGAUGCCUGCGGCCUCGGAGUGUCCCCCGACGUCUCGUGGUGCCUGGAGAAAGACCGGGGUGCCUGUUUCUCGCGUCACAAUGGAGCCAAGGUGCCCGGCGGGGCGAGGGCCAAUCGCAAUCUCAGGACAGUGGGCGUGUUCCUGGACUGGGCCGUGGGUAUUCUGGCGUUCUACGACGCGGAUUGCAUGGAGCUGCUGCACGCGUUCAACACAGGAGAAGUGACGUCAUGA